AAAAAAGAUGAAGAGAAUUUCAUGGCCAUUGUUGGUUCGUAUGACUCCUCUCCCCUCCUCGGGAGAGAAACUUCUAGUGUUGAUGUUGAUUCAAGUCCUACCACGAAAGUAGAUGACUUAGAUGUUGAAGUCUGUAGUAGUGAGGAUGAGGCUCAAAGUAUUAAGGAUCUUCAAGAUGCAUAUAACCAAUUAUAUGAAAAAUGCCUUCAACAAAAGAAAAAGAUGCUUUCUUUGAGCACGAGGCUCAAAACAAGGGAAGAUGAUAAGAGAACAGUUCAUGUAGACUUAGUGACGCCCAAAGUUCACAUUUGUGGGCUUGAGGAAGAGAAUAAGUCUCUUUUACACAAACUGAGCUUUCUUUAG
Molecule: messenger RNA, 363 nt
Organism: Ilex paraguariensis (yerba mate)
Lineage: Eukaryota; Viridiplantae; Streptophyta; Magnoliopsida; Aquifoliales; Aquifoliaceae
Source: the annotation of a GenBank genome assembly